AAACGCAGGUUAAAAAUGUGGAAAAACUGUCUCUGUCACGGGAAACCUGUAGCGACCUCUGACGUUUCCCUGCUCAAAGUUAUAAACCGGCCCCUACAGCAGAGUUCCGGUAUUAACUUGAGUCAGCUCAUCGAACGAGAAGUCCUCUUUCGGACCAAGACUUUGACCAGUACGGAUCGUACGAGAAGAAUCAACAUGAACAUGACAUAUUUAUUGCUGUGCAUCACUGCACUAUUUGUAUCUGUGACUUCGCUGACGUGCAUGUGUGAGAAGGAGAAGUGUAAACCUAUGCAAUGUAAAUCCGGUUAUGUGAAGGAUGUGUGUGGAUGCUGUGACGUGUGCGCUAAGACCGUGACCCAAAAAUGCGGGGGGUACUGGGGACAAUUUGGCACAUGCGCAGAGGGCCUAUCGUGUGUGUUGCGCAAGCGAGGACAAGUCCUUAAGAAUGUGCAGUUUUCAUUCAAGCCAGGACACUGUGAACCAGCCAAUUGCGCGGAAAAGAGCUGUGGCCUAUACGAGACAUGCACAAUGAUUAACAACGAAGCAAUCUGCGAGUGUCCGCGCAUGUGCAAGGAUAAGGGUGAGCCUGUCUGCGGGCUCACGAACGGCAAAGAGUACAAGAGUAGAUGUCACCUGCGCAAGUAUGAAUGCAAGAUUGGCGUCAAGAUUGAUCACGUGCCCGGCCCAUGCAAACGUUGCUACCACGAAGAGAAGCCAUACAAAUUCAACGAACAGAUCAAGAAAGUCGAUUGCCAAGUUUGCACCUGUAACCAUGGAACCUGGGCGUGCAAGACAGACACGUCCUGCAUCAACCACUCCAGAAAGACAACCACGCCCGCGAUUGCACCAAUCACAGUCGAGCUAGACAGCCCGUGUGACCUAUCGCCUAAUGGUCCACUACGGUGUCCCACAGAGUUCGUGUGCCGGCCCGUUCCUGGAAGUCAGGAAAUUGAAGGAAUGAUGGGAAUGUGUAUGCCCCGGGAAGGGAUCAUGGAACCUUUGUCUGAAGUCGAUCCAACCAAGUUUCCCACCACCACAGGGAGACCGUUGUGUCCCACAAUGACCUGUGCACCAUGCAAAUACGGAUAUGUGAUUGACAGAACCGGCUGCCAGACAUGUCAAUGUGCUCAAAAGCGCAUCAAGAGCGUGUGUAAGCUGCCCAAGUUCGCCGGUCCAUGCAUGGCUAGCAUCGAGCGCUUUUACUACAAUGCUAAGAUUGGCAAGUGUCAAUCAUUCGUCUUCGGAGGUUGUCUGCCAAACGGGAAUAACUUUAAGACCAGGAAGGCAUGUGAGGCCAAAUGUAUGCUGUAAGGAAGCGAUUUGACGACGAAUUCUAAGAAAACAUGGAAUGCAAAAAAGGAACUGAUGGUUAUGGCGUCCAGAGCAUAGCAGAAACAUUGCACAAAAUACCUCGAAACGCCAUAGCGAUACGAAGAAAAAGGAUUGAACAAUCAAUCAGCGAAUGCCAUACUAAUAUUACAUUCACUUUUGAUCAUUUAUCUUUUAAAAGCACGUUUAAAGGAGAUAUGAAAAAAAAUGCAUGCUUUACAGCGGCAGUUUAUAAUAAAUCAUUCAUAUACCCAGUCCCUUGUAGGCAAGUCAGGGAGAAAUAAUCACCUCUCGUUUUAUAUUUACGUUAUUAGCCAUAUUGGAAUUUAUUGAAAAAGCUUAACAAUAACAAAACCUUGAGCCAUGUCGGCUUGUGAGGAGAACAUUGAUAUGUUUGACGCAAGGCAUAAUCACUGUCUUGUCGGUUUAACACUGGAUUUGACACUUUUUGUGAGUUUUAUGAUCAUUUUAUUUUUAAUAAAAUGUAGUAAUCUCUGA
Messenger RNA from Nematostella vectensis (starlet sea anemone), 1827 nucleotides. Its product is annotated as agrin. Bases 16 to 1311 code for a protein of 431 amino acids. Gene Ontology annotation, biological process: regulation of signal transduction; regulation of cell growth. Gene Ontology annotation, cellular component: extracellular region. Gene Ontology annotation, molecular function: insulin-like growth factor binding; serine-type endopeptidase inhibitor activity. The record is from RefSeq and is a predicted model, not a curated record. Lineage: Eukaryota; Metazoa; Cnidaria; Anthozoa; Actiniaria; Edwardsiidae. The transcript is spliced from 8 exons.